Molecule: messenger RNA, 2936 nt
Organism: Rattus rattus (black rat)
Lineage: Eukaryota; Metazoa; Chordata; Mammalia; Rodentia; Muridae
Gene: Clec3a
Product: C-type lectin domain family 3 member A
Exons: 3
Coding region: 54-644 (196 amino acids)
Source: RefSeq, a predicted model, not a curated record
UAGCUGCUCUAGCGUUGCUGACCAAAUUGGCCAGACUGGCCUGUCCCAGAACCAUGGCAAAGAACAGACUUGUCAUUUGUAUCCUGGUGGCCAGCUUACUCCUGGACCAGACCAGCAGCUACCCAUCCCGAGCGAAAGCCAGGAAACACAGCAAACGCCGAGUGAAAGAAAAGGAUGGUGACCUGAAGUCUCAAGUUGAAAAGCUGUGGCGGGAAGUCAAUGCCUUGAAGGAAAUGCAAGCUCUGCAGACAGUCUGUCUUCGAGGCACCAAAGUUCAUAAGAAGUGCUACCUUGCUUCGGAAGGCCUCAAGCAUUACCACGAAGCCAACGAAGACUGCAUUUCCAAGGGAGGAACCCUGGUUGUCCCCAGGAAUUCCGACGAAAUCAACGCCCUCCGAGACUACAGUAAGAGGAGUCUGCCAGGUGUCAAUGACUUUUGGCUAGGCAUAAAUGACAUGGUCACAGAAGGCAAGUUCCUCGACGUCCACGGAUUCGCUGUCUCCUUCCUCAACUGGGACCGUGCCCAGCCAAGUGGUGGCAAGCGGGAAAACUGUGUCCUGUUCUCCCAGUCAGCUCAGGGGAAAUGGAGCGAUGAGGCUUGUCGCAGUAGCAAGCGGUACAUAUGUGAGUUCAUCAUCCCUUAAGAAGCCCCUCCUCAGUGUCCUCCCAAGGAAGACAGGUCAUGAUAAAUACAAUGGUAGUCCCCCCUCAACAAACUCAGAUUACAUUUAUUAGUUGCAGAAUCGCAAUGCCAGUAUUGGUACUCAUAGGUACGCAGAGACAGACCAUGUUUCUACCAUAACUCAUUGUAAUAUUACUCUUCAGGUGACAAAGGGGAAUCAGACAAUAAUGACCCAGACAUGGUAAGAAAGGGACUUCUGAUAAUGGGCUGUCAAAUUGUUUCCCACUCUCCUUGUGCCUCUCAGGUGAAUAGACCUGACCUACUUAAAAAUAAUGAUAAUAAUAAUAAUAAUAAUAAUAAUAAUAAUAAUAAUCACAUGAUUCUUCAAGACAGAAAAAGCAAGAUUGGGCUACCGGAAAGAUCUCUCUUAAUUUAGUCAUGGUAGGAAUACAUUUUGAGAAAUGUGUCAUUGGUUAAUUUUCUGGCUAUGUGAACAUCGUAGUAUACCCUACCUGAAAGAACCCUGAGGUUGUAGGAGCAAAACUUCAGGAGGCCUCUAGGUGCCCUCAAGACACGUAGUAGACACAAGUUGCAUGAGGCUUCUGCGUGACGGGCUUUCAGAAUAUAGUUCUUUAAGUAUAUAAUAAAGCAACCAUUGGAAACACAGCCGAGUGUACUCUCUCACCAUCACUAUCACAAGACAGCUGACACAGACAUGUGCGAAACAAAGUGAGGUUUAUUUAGCUUGUCCUUUUAGUGACUCAAGGUCAAAAGUUAAGCCACCCCAGUGAACUGGCCAACGGCGAGGGUGGCAGAUCGUGGCAAGAACAAGUAGUCACAUCUCAAUGCAGAGCAAACAUAGGAUGAGCACGGUCUCCUUUCAAAGCGGUGUCUCCCAAGUCACCCAAGGACAUCUUGGAUGGCUGCACCCGCUCCAGGCACACAGUGCUUUUCAAAAUUGCCACACCAGGGUCCUUGACGGGGACCGCAAACUACCUUCAGACAUAGCAUAUGCUAAACAUAUAAGCCAACACAUUGUCGCUGUUGUCAAGGAUUGUGAGUUGUGUGUGCUUCAUCACUGUGUAAAACUGUCUUUACCACUGUCACCCAGAACACGCAUAAAAUUUACUACACGAGGACACCAACAACAUCUCUAGGCAACAGAAGUUUGACAUCUCCAUCGCAGCCUCACAGGACUACCAUCAAAUAUGCAGUUUAUUGUAGUCAAAAUACUGUGCCGUCUGUGACUCUAUUUGGUCGAUGAGAAUGUCUGAAGUCAGAGAUUCAGGGUGCUAAACAAUCCACAGCUUUUCUAGCACGAUGUUGAUUUUUUUUUUCCACCCUCUUAGCCUGUGGUCCUCACUUUCAGUUGCUGGCCACAUCCCCUGGUGGGAUGCGCCUCUUCCUUGCCACAUCAGAGCAGGGAUGGCUGUCAAAAUUCUCAUCUGACUCUUGAAAUUCCUGGACUCUGGCUUUCUUAAAGGUUCCCAGUUGGGACCCCAUCCCCCACUCCCCAAGUCAGCAUACAUAUUUGAUCAGUUUCUCCUCUUAUUCUAUAAUAGCUUCUAGCCAAUGAGCAGCAUUCAGGCUGGAGAAGAGCAGCAGAUGGUGAGGUCAAAGAAACUAGAGAAAGAAGAAGCAGGGCUGGGGGUGCUUCAGUUGGUAGAGAGCUUGUCAGCAGGCAGGAAGAGCUGGGUUCACAAGAAUGGGACGCUUAAGCCUAUAAUCCCAGCACCGGGGAGGUGGAGGUAAGAGGAUAAGGAGUUCAAGGUCAUGCCCUACCAACUGAACUGCAAGUUUAAAGCCAUUCUAGGCUCCGUGAGGCUCUAUCUAGACAACAAGGACAAAAGAAAAAUGUCCCUUUCCUUCAUGUGUGUAUCCUUACAGUCUCCUUUUAUAUAUGACAGCAAUGUAUUUUUACUUUCUUUACAUAUAUAUUUCUUCAACUAUCAUUAUGCAUCUCAGUCUAUGAAGGGCAAUUUGUCACUAGAAGCUGAAAGUUGGACUCAAAUAAUACUAUUUCAGAGUAACGCAUAUGUGUAAUUUUUUAUUCUAACGAUGCUAUUCCCAUUAAAUUGCUUAACUAGGUUUUAUAAAAAUAACUUCAUUGCUUAAACACAGCAGCAUAAAUUUAAGGCUUAGGGGAAAUGGGUUUUGUAGGAAUAAACAAGUCUGAAUAUAUUCUGUCCUUCAAAUAAAUAUCUUUUCUCUUUUGUGAAUAAUGCCCUGCUCCCAAGAGCUAAAUUACAUAUGCUUGGAAUCAAAUUUUAGAUUUGUUUUUUUUUUCCAUCGCACAAUAAAGCUCCAAAUCUGA